AUGAUGGGAAUAAGUUCAUGGUUUGAUGAAGGUAAGCAGAAUAUCCAAAGAAUUUCCAAAGAAUUUCCAAAGAAUUUCCAAAGAAUUUCCAAAGAAUUUCCAAAGAAUUUCCAAAGAAUUUCCAAAGAAUUUCCAAAGAAUUUCCAAAGAAUUUCCAAAGAAUUUCCAAAGAAUUUCCAAAGAAUUUCCAAAGAAUUUCCAAAGAAUUUCCAAAGAAUUUUCAAAGAAUUUCCAAAUACAUUACAAAGAAUUUCCAAUGAAUUUCCAAAGAAUUUAAAAAGAAAUUUUAAACAAUUUCCAAAGAAUUUAAAAAGAAAUUUUAAACAAUUUCCAAAGAAUUUUCCAAAUAAUUUUCCGAAUAAUUUCCAAAGAAAUUUCAAAGAAUUUUCAAAGAAAUUCCAAAGAAAUUUCCAAAGAAUUUCCAAUGAAUUUCUAAAGAAUAUCCAAAGAAUUUCCAAAGAAUUUUCAAAGAAUUUCCAAAGAAUUUCCAAAGAAUUUCCAAAGAAUUUCCAAAGAAUUUCCAAAGAAUUUCCAAAGAAUUUCCAAAGAAUUUCCAAAGAAUUUCCAAAGAAUUUCCAAAGAAUUUCCAAAGAAUUUCCAAAGAAUUUCCAAAGAAUUUCCAAAGAAUUUCCAAAGAAUUUCCAAAGAAUUUCCAAAGAAUUUCCAAAGAAUUUUCAAAGAAUUUCCAAAGAAUUUCCAAAGAAAUAUCAAAGAAUUUUCAAACACUUUUCAAAGAAUUUUCAAACACUUUUCAAAGAAUUUCCAAAAAUUUUCAAUAGUAUAAAAAUCUGA
Molecule: messenger RNA, 792 nt
Organism: Psylliodes chrysocephalus
Lineage: Eukaryota; Metazoa; Arthropoda; Insecta; Coleoptera; Chrysomelidae
Source: the annotation of a GenBank genome assembly